Messenger RNA from Photinus pyralis (common eastern firefly), 1173 nucleotides. RefSeq names its product pickpocket protein 28-like. Bases 1 to 1173 code for a protein of 390 amino acids. Gene Ontology annotation, molecular function: ligand-gated sodium channel activity. NCBI's taxonomy places the organism in Eukaryota, Metazoa, Arthropoda, Insecta, Coleoptera, Lampyridae. The transcript has 10 exons. The record is from RefSeq and is a predicted model, not a curated record. Gene Ontology annotation, cellular component: membrane. Gene Ontology annotation, biological process: sodium ion transmembrane transport.
AUGGCCAGUUUAAACUAUACAUUCCCACCAGAAGUAGACGAUUGGAAUCCCGAGCAUGGAUAUUCGGGAAAUUCAUCGCUAAGCGCCAUACCAUGGAGAGCAGCAGGUGCAGGAACGCAUUUAGGACUAACGAUGGUGUUGGAUGCCAAUUUAAAGACGUAUUACUGUUCUUCAAGUACAGGAGUGGGUUUCAAGGUGUUGCUACAUAAUCCACUAGAGACACCUAAGAUGGCCGAUUUUGCACUACUAAUGGCACCUGGUAUAGAAGCCCGAGUUAUAAUACGACCCAAAAUAUCCGACGCGUCUUUUACAAUACGAGGAAUUGAUAUUAAGAAAAGGAUGUGCUACUUCACUAAUGAAAAAGAUUUACAAUUCUAUAGGACCUACACCGAACUGAAUUGCAAACUAGAGUGUCAAGCGAACUACACCUUAUCACUGUGUGGUUGCGUUCCAUUUUACCUGCCCAAAAAUCGAUUUAAAAAGAUUUGUAGCAAAAAACAAGAAGCCUGCAGUAACGUUGCAAAAGAAGUAAUGGAAACGCCCAAUCAAAAUGGGUCUAAUUGCAAUUGUUUACCGGCCUGCUUUGAGUUACAAUAUGACGCAUCCGUUACCUUUGGCAAACUGGCCAACAGUUUCAAAAUAAAGGAACAACUAAUAAAAAAUGAGAACCCUGAUUAUUUUAUGGACAACAUGGCAGUUCUUCACUUUUAUUUCACAGAAUCCCAAUUUACAAGGAACACUAAAAGUGAACUUUACGGAUUUUCGGAGUUCUUGUCUAAUACUGGCGGACUGCUGGGACUAUUUCUCGGAUUUGGCGCACUGAGCGUUGUGGAAAUCAUCUACUAUUUAUCUCUAAGGAUUUGUUGUACUGCAAUCCGAAAACAUAAGAAAAAUAAGCGCAAAACAAAGAAGAAUGUGGUAGAAAAUAACAAUGACGCCAAACUGGCUUGGCGGCCAGCGGCUAGGAUCGGUCUCAAAUCCCAUGGUGCGUUGGGCGACGCUAGCGGUAGUGGUGGAAAGGACAUGAAGCAGGCUAGUGAAAACGGGUGUUGCCUCUGCUCGCUUAUGAAUUGCCAGUGUCCACCUAGAACCUUCCACGUGAUGCGCGCCGUAUGGAUGAAGUACAUGCCAAGAAGGGUACGAUUUAGGCCUUCUGGAAGGACAAUAGAUUAG